Messenger RNA from Dendrobium catenatum, 3554 nucleotides. RefSeq lists its product as uncharacterized. The transcript has 6 exons. Bases 540 to 2747 code for a protein of 735 amino acids. The record is from RefSeq and is a predicted model, not a curated record. Lineage: Eukaryota; Viridiplantae; Streptophyta; Magnoliopsida; Asparagales; Orchidaceae.
CCUCAGGAGCGCGGCCCGCAAUGUACUAUCGAAUUUUUAACUGGGUCCCAAAAGCGGUCAUUUUUCUUGUUCCCGUAUGAUGAAACACAAGAAUACUCUCACCCUACUCUGCGCCACCAUCCUGCAACUUUAAUGGGCAUUACGGGAAGAAGAGAGAGAAUAUGUUCUACCUUUGAAUCCCACUCAUUUCUUUUUCGAUUCCAUUAUUUUUCCCUGUCUUUUCUCUCCCCGCAGCAAUCACCCCUUUGCCUUUUUGUUUUUUCCUCGUUCAUACGGUACUCUCCGUUGCUCUCGUUGCUGCUGUUCUUCUUCGGCUCCUUCGUAGCUGUUCUACUUCGCUCCUCGAAGGCCUGUUGGAUCGGAAGUUUGGACAUUUUGAUCGGAAGUAACGAGGGAGCUCGCUAGCUGUGAAGGUCGUUUGGCUGGAUUUCGCUCAAAUCCGGCAUAAAUCCUGCUACCAAACAGCCCCUUAUGAUUCAUCUGGCUUUGCGUGAGAUGCUUUACGUCAGACCGUAGAUUACAAAACAGUAGCAAACAUAAUGGGUGCUUUGAACUCCAAAAAUGAUGGAAACAAAGCUCUACUUCUCUGUAAAGAGAGAAUGCGAUACAUUAAACAAGCAGUAGAUUUAAGAUAUGCUCUAUCAGCAGCUCAGCUUUCUUACACCCAGUCCCUUCGAAAUGUAGGAGCUGCACUACGAGAAUUUGCUGAAGCUGAGAUUUCAGUGGAUCCAUCACAAUCAAAUUUUGAGUUGGAACAAGCGCUUUCGCAUUCAUCUUAUGCUUCACCGUCUCCAUCCCUUAUUCCUGAAAUACUUAGUUCACCACAUGAUGGAAGUCUUGUUUCCCCUCGGCUCUCUAAUGUUAGCUAUAUGAGGGCGGCAGGGAGCACUUCUGUAAAGGUCACAGUUGAGUCAUCACCAAAUCAUUAUCUUGAAGAGGAAGGAGAUGAGAGUCUUACUUUUCCGGUGCCUCCACCACCUCCAUUCCCGGAGAUUGGCACUUCAUGGGAUUUUUUUGAUCCGGUUUAUUCAGUGGAUUGUAUCAAGAUCCCAAAUGGUGAAUAUGCCAUGACGCAACAUUUUGGUAAAUUUGUGGGUUUAAGACAAAAUGGCCACCCUGGUGAAGAAGCUAAGGCAUCUCAGGAGUUGACUGAUGAUAAAUGUCAUUCAUUGGGAGUUGAAAAUAUUUCAAAUAGUGAAGUAUCACCUCAUAAAAAAUCUGCUGGAAAUAAAAUGGUUGUUAGCUCUUUCAACAAUUAUAUUUCCGAGAGGUCUGUAGAAUCAGCGCAAACCAAGGCAUGCAAAGUUAGGGGGAUUCAGCCUGAGUGCUGUGGCAUUAAUGGAUCAGCUGAAGCAAUGGAUAAAACAACUUCAAUUGUAUUAUGCAAAUCAAAGAUGGAGAAAGCAGAGACGGACAAACGAAGAGAAACUGAAAAGGAGAAUGCGUCUAUGUUGAUUAGUCAUGAGGCAAAGGAUUUUCUGUCAAGUGUAAAAGAUAUUGAGCAGAGGUUUCUUCGAGCAGCAGAGGCAGGCCAUGAGGUUUCGAGGAUGCUUGAGACAAAGAAGAUUCGACUGAGUAUUCACUCUGAGAUAUUAGGGAAAUCUUCUGAUUCUUUUCCGCCAGUCUUCCUUCUCUCAUGUUGCAAGGUAGAGAAUUUGCGAGAGCGAGAUACAAUCCAGCAUGUGACAAAGGUUAUUACAUGGAAACGCACAAUCUCUUCACGAUCAUCAUCAUCUAGAAAUCCAAUUACAUCAGCAUCAAAAGAUGAUGGUCCUGAGAGUGGUAAUGAUUUUGUUGAGGAAUUUAGCAUGAUUUCUGGUAGUCAUUCAUCCACUCUGGACAGAUUAUAUGCAUGGGAAAGAAAGCUAUAUGAUGAAUUAAAGGCUAGUGAAUCCAUUAGGAAGGCAUAUGAUCAAAAGUGCAAUCAGCUAAGGCACCAGUUUGCUAAAGGUGUGAAUCCCCGAGUUAUCGACAAGACACGAGCUACUGUAAAGGAUCUUCAUUCUCGUGUCCGAGUAAUGAUUCAAGCAGUUGAUUCGAUUUCUAGAAGAAUCGAGAAGCUGAGAGACGAAGAAUUGCAACCACAACUAGCAGAAUUGGUUCAAGGGUUGAUAAGAAUGUGGAAAGCCAUUCUUGAAUGUCAUCAAGCCCAGCACCUGGCAAUCUCAUCAGCUUACCUUGCUAAGAACUUGGCAGCAACAUCUCGAAAUGGCGAUUCCUAUAAGCAAGCAGACAUCAAUCUACAGAACGAGAUCGAAUGCUUUCGCUCGAGCUUUGUAACCUGGAUUGAUACUCACAGAUCAUACAGCGAAUCUCUGAAUGGCUGGCUCCAGAAAUGCAUACUGCAACCUCAAGAGCGUUUGAGAGGAAGAAAAGUACCAUUUUCGCCUCGCCGAGCCCUUGCUCCUCCAAUUUUUGUAUUAUGCCGCGAUUGGUUAGCUGGAAUCCAAAGGCUUCCUGUGGAAGAAGUUUGUGAUUCAUUGAAGAAGCUAAUAACAAUCUUAAGUGAAUUGCUCGAGGAGCAUCGGAAAGAUGAAAAACAAGAAGACAGAUCAGAGCAGGGAAAUGAUCAAAACAAGGAAGUUUAUCCUUGUAAAAGUUUGGUCAGGUUGCAAGAAAGCAUGACGAGUACAUUUGAAUGUUUGGUAAAAUUUUCAGAGGAAUCGGUGAAGGUUUACGAGGGUGUGAAGCAGGAAAAUCAGAAUGCUCGAGAUGCGUAUUUAACUAGCGAUUGGUUUAGAUUAUAGUUUGGAAUCAUAUUCUGGUUGGAGAAAUUUUGGAUUAGGGUAUUCUUACUUAAAUUUAAUCGAAAUGACUUUUGAAGUCUUUAAAUUUAUUUUGAGAUGGAUAAAAUAUGAUUAGAUUAUUGUAUUACAUCAAUCUCAAAAUAUUUAAUGAUUUUAAAGUACAUUGAAGUUUGGAUAUUCUAACCUAAAUUUUUCUAAUUUGAUUUUUUUUUUUUUUACUGAAUUAUGUUUUUGCUUGUAGUGGCUGCUUAUGUAGUUUAGAAUGAGUUGUAAGAGAUGAAAUAUCUAAUUGCUUGCAAAACAGCCAGAAUAAAUAUGAUUGCCUUUUGAAUGCUUAAAUUACUGCAUUCUAUUGUCCAUCAUCAUCAAUCAGAAAUUUAUAAGGAACGAGUUAUAUAAAAUGUUUAUUUAUAGAAAUGUUUUUUACUAUGGAUUGCGAUUUAUUUUUUAACGAAAGAACUUGAAAUGAUUAUUGAAUGAGUUAUUGAAAUUUAUAAUCCACCAUUGAAGGCUGAAUAACUUAUAAUUUUAGAUUCUAAGGCUACCUGGUACUGGAAAGAAACUUCUGGCAGUAAAUAUACUGUAAAGUUGAUGAACAUGCCGAAUAAACGUUUAAAAAACUAAAAGCAAAGCAAAUUAAUCACAAAAAACCAAUGGAACGGUAGAAACUCAAAUAACUUGAAAUUCAAUUCAAACAACAAUAGUUUCUCACAGAAAAUAGGUAAAAUAAAUACUGCACCUUCACCAAUCACCAAUCCAUAGUAGUAGAGAAAAAGUACUCUUUCAACAAACGGAAAAGAAAAAACA